Molecule: messenger RNA, 1596 nt
Organism: Lytechinus variegatus (green sea urchin)
Lineage: Eukaryota; Metazoa; Echinodermata; Echinoidea; Temnopleuroida; Toxopneustidae
Product: UPF0739 protein C1orf74 homolog
Exons: 1
Coding region: 109-1083 (324 amino acids)
Source: RefSeq, a predicted model, not a curated record
UGGAUUCUGUACGAACUCAUUUUGAAAUCGUUACAACUGGAAUUUAUCUUUAAUUAACUCUAAUCCACAUUGAAACACGCAGCCACAGGAUGCAGGACCAUCUACUACAUGGCUGCCAAGCCCAUUCAUUUACAUAAACAAUUGACAAGUAUGGAUUUUCGGAAACAGAUUUCACGAUUCUUAGGGAAGGCAGCUCAUAGACGAUGGAAGGAUGUAGCAAGUGACAUAAUGGCAGUAAUUGGAGGAAUUAAACCCGGUUUUUUGUAUGACUAUUCAACUUGUGAUUCAAAAUCUUUGGACAAACUUGUGGCCGAAAUGGAAUCAUUGACUAAGUGGGAAACGCAGAAAGCUGACAUUUCGCCCUCACCUGAUAGUGAUUCUAGUGAGAUGGUUGCAAAUCAUGGUAUUCGAACAACUGGUACAUUGAAUAUAAAGGAUGAUGUAGUUGUCUUCAACAAAGAAAUUUUGAUCAGAAAACUCAAACAUUUUAUUUUCACCAUGAAGAGUAAUGCAACUGAUGAUAGUGAUAGAUUAGGAGAGGAGAACCCAUAUACCUUAGUUGAUGUUAGUGGUAAACUGUCAAAUCCAACCUUGGCAGACAGAAGUAUUACUCAGGAGAUAGUGAUCAUAGCAAAGGACAUUUUAACACAGAUUGAAGCUGAAUUUGCUGACCCAAGGCGGAGCUCUGGUGAGGUAGCAGUGACUAUUCAUAUUGAAGAUCAUUGGAAUGUAUCAACAAUAUUUGGCCUUUUGCUUGGAUACCCAGUAUUGUACUGGUAUCAAGUUGAUACUCAAGACAAUUGCCUUGCUUAUACUCCUCUCAGUGUCAUCAAAUGUACAUGUAAAUGCAUGGUUAAAACAAACAACUGUGGCUCUGAGAACGUUUGCAGAUCUGUAAGAGAGAUGAGCAAUCAUGAUCAUGUUAUGUACUCGUUCAGUAUUCCCAGUAUCUUUUUAGAGCAUGCAAGCAAACGAAUUGCAGAAUGGAAAGAGUCUAUAUGUCAUGCUGUAGAUUUAUGUGAAUAUUUUACUUCUGCUUCUUUUGAAUGUAACACAGUAACAUUGCCGAUAGUUGCAUUAUGAAUGGAUUGUGAAACAAGUCAUUUUAGGCCUACAGACCAACAAUUAAAUGAAGGAAUACAUGUACAUGCCAGUGCAUUACGAAAGAAUGCAUAAUUGUUGAAAAUUCAUUCCAUUGCCAAAGUACUAGGGAUAUAAAGUGCAGAACAAUACAACCUGGAUUUGUCUUCAAUUCUUUUAUGGAAUUCCCGGUGGGGCCACUUAAGUUGAGCGGAUACCAUGCGCGACCAAAAAAACAUGUAAAAAGGAUGUCUUUUUCAAGAUAGGGCACGUUACGUACGUAAUGUAAUUAUGGUGUUAAAACACUAAAAUAAUGAAAAAGGGUAUCUAUUUCCACUAGGAAAUCUACAUUUUUUGGGUCAAAUUUGCAAGGGUGUAAAAAAAUCAAGAGUAAAGUGUUUUAUAAAGGAUGUACUUUUUGCCCCAAGAGUCAAUUGACACUACGUGUUUAGAGUACGAUUUUGCGCGAGAUGUGGAAGGUGGGGCUGUACCAAACCCAAAUGAUGUAGGUAAGGG